Porites lobata is the source of this 984-nucleotide messenger RNA. The record is from the annotation of a GenBank genome assembly. Lineage: Eukaryota; Metazoa; Cnidaria; Anthozoa; Scleractinia; Poritidae.
AUGGCAGAGAGAAUCAAAGGUCUCUCGCUUCCCUAUCCUAUGAGGAAAACACCCUUCAUAUUUUCUGGAGACUUUCGAGCUGCUUUCUUUAUGAAUCCCCACCAGGCCCGUUUGUUUGCUUCAGGUGAACAUUUAAACGUCGAUUUGACAUUUACUGGGAAUAGCUACACGCCAUACUUGAUUAAUGUAUUGACGUUUGACCUCGACACAUUGCAGUGUGAGUAUACUUAUAGCUACAUCUUCGGGUGUACAAGGCGCUAACCGCGCUUUUGCAUUGAAAUGACAUUAAUUUGUUAUCUCUUAAUGCGUGUCAAAACUAUUAUUGCGUUACUUUUUUAGUAGAUUGGAAUAAAGUUGUUGUUGUUGCUGACAAGAAACGAUAGCUAACCAGAUACAUAUACGGCUGAUAUUCUCUUAGUUUGCAUACCAUUAUGACAAAAAAUAUAUUACCUUACACUCGAAAAAAAUAUACCCUGUAACAGUUAAAUCCACCACUUCACAUAGAUCAUAAUGCAUCUUGUUACCCUCCCCUCGCCCCAAAUUUUGCAAGACCAUUGUUUUCAAUUUCUCCUGGGUAUUACAGUCCUCCCAAAUAAAAAUUGAAGACAAUGGGUAUGCAAAAUUUGGGGGGGGGGGGGGGUAAACACGGUGCAUUCUGGCCUAUGUGAAAAAAGUGAAUUGUUAAGCGACAAAUGCAUAUAGGUAUAACUGUAAUGUUGGAAAUAUAAGCGUGAUUCAUUUCACGUUCUCUCUCUUCAUGCAGGGACUCCCGUAGCACGAUGUCUUUUAAACAAACAGAAUGGCGAACCCCAUGGGAAAGUUUUUAGUGAAAUUUUCUCCUCAGUCAACCAUCAAUAUGAAUAUUUUAACAAUGGAGAAAGGAUCGAAGCGAUUACGGUUGAUUUUUCUGACGCCGAAGUUAACGGACUCGAAGAGCCCCUCGGAAAGGAUAUGACGAGUAAAAUUCUUCGUGGGUGCAAGGUG